AUGACUCCCCAUAGAGUCCAGAAGAUCGAGUUGGAGGCACGCCAGAUGAUCGUUUCGUUGUACAGCUUGAUCACCUGUGCUGGCAAGUCGCUUUCCUUGAGGUUGACGACGGAGGACGAGCGCUGUUUCAAAAAGUUCGGUGUCAUGGCCACGCCGGAACCUCCGUGCUGUGGAACCAGCAUUGGUGUCUGCGAUCCAGGCACAUCCGUGACCAGCGGAACGGUGUCGGCGGUGGAGAUCGACAGAGAUGAGGCUUUCUUAAUCAGCGACUCGUCAAGUGCCAUUGAGUCCACGUCCGAGUCGUCCUCCUCUAUAGACGGCUGGUCGUACUUGUUGUAG
Messenger RNA from Ogataea philodendri, 339 nucleotides. RefSeq lists its product as uncharacterized. The record is from RefSeq and is a predicted model, not a curated record. The coding region runs from base 1 to 339 and encodes 112 amino acids. The transcript has 2 exons. Lineage: Eukaryota; Fungi; Ascomycota; Pichiomycetes; Pichiales; Pichiaceae.